Carya illinoinensis is the source of this 1241-nucleotide messenger RNA. RefSeq lists its product as uncharacterized. The record is from RefSeq and is a predicted model, not a curated record. Lineage: Eukaryota; Viridiplantae; Streptophyta; Magnoliopsida; Fagales; Juglandaceae. The coding region runs from base 474 to 1241 and encodes 255 amino acids. Gene Ontology annotation, biological process: carbohydrate metabolic process. Gene Ontology annotation, molecular function: hydrolase activity, hydrolyzing O-glycosyl compounds. The transcript has 3 exons.
UUGCCUUUUUGUUAAGCACGCUACCCGCCCUAUGCAGCUAUGCUGGUGGGCAGGCCAUCCGGGCCCCACACUUGUCUAGGCUGGGGACACCACUACUCCCAUCCUAGGCCUGUGUAAAUUAAAAAAAAAAAAAGACUACUCGCCGUUAAAUCCGGCCCAACCCGUCCGUUAAAUUCGGAUUCAACUAAACAGCAGGUUGGACCCUAUUUUAUCGGGCGAAACAACAGCCCGUCCAUUUUCUCGUUCACUGUUCUUCUCCUUCCUUGCUUCAUUCUCUCUUUUGUGCUCUGCAAUGCCUUUCCUGCCCACCAUAACUUCCCUUUCCGCCACCGCCACCCUCGCUUUGCCAGUCACAAUUACAGAGAUGCUCUCACCAAAUCAAUCCUCUUCUUUGAAGGCCAGAGGUCUGGGAAGCUCCCUUAUAACCAGAGGAUCACUUGGAGGAGUAACUCUGGGCUCUCAAUGGCUUAGCCAUGCAUUACGUAACACCACCUUCUGUUGAUUUGGUUGGAGGCCGGUACUACGUCGAUGCUGGGGACAAUGUGAAGUUUGGGUUCCCUCUGGCUUUCACCACCACUAUGCUUUCAUGGAAUGUUAUAGAGUUUGGUGGGUUAAUGAAAGGUGAGUUACAGCAGAACACCAAAGAAGCCAUUCACUGGGCUACAGAUUACCUUCUCAAAGUGACUGCACAUCCAGACACCAUUUAUGUCCAGAUUUGUAUUAUCUGCUCCGCAUCGUCACAUUUCUGCUUCUUUUUUGUCUUAGCAAAUGGGCAUUUCUACAAACAAAAGCGAACUCAAAAUCAUCCUCUCCCUCGCCAUCAGUAUUGUCUCUGCCUUCUUCUUGUUGUUUUUGCAGCUGUUGCUGCUGCAGAGGUCUGGUGUUUAAGGUUUCUUGGGAUUGGAGAGGCGGAUUUUCUGGAGCGCAGGCAAAGAUAUAAUCAACAUCUGAGUUGUAUUCAUGGCGAAGUUCCUCAAUUGUUCUUCAGUUUUACCCGUAUACGUCUGGAGCGUUCUAUGAAGCCACACGUAAAAAUCAUAAGAAAUAGAGUAAAACUGCUACCUACGACGUACAUCUUACGUGCAUUUGGAUAUGCCGAGGAAAGAAAUAGCAUAUUCCAGCACAAUUCUGUAGAGGUUCCAUUCUCAUUUCUUCAUGGCCUCGUGGUCCCAGUUUCCUCUCACCAUCAGUCCUCUACUGAAGGCGAAGUAGUUGACAGUAUCUUCAUCACAUAUUUGUAG